AUGGCCACCAUGAAGAAGGCAGCUGCUUAUGUCAAUGUUACACUUGAUGAGCAACAAAAGAUAAACAAAUUUGCACAGAAUACAAGUAGAAUUACAGAGCUGAAGAAAGAAAUAGUCCGAAAAAAGAAACAACUGCAAAAUUUAGAAGAUGCUUGCAAGGACAUUGUGCAUGCAGAUGAUGACUGCUUGAUGACACCUUAUCGAAUUGGUGGUGUGUUCAUUAGCCAUUCUCAAGAAACACAAGUAAUGUUAGAAGAAGCAAAGAAAAAUUUGCAAGAAAUUGACUCCUUAGAAUCCCAUGCGGAAUCCAGUCAGUGGGUGUUAGCAGGUUUGCAAGUUCAGUCAUAUGCAAAAUUUGGGAGCAACAUAAACCUUGACACUGAUGAAAACUAA
Artibeus jamaicensis (Jamaican fruit-eating bat) is the source of this 393-nucleotide messenger RNA. RefSeq names its product prefoldin subunit 4-like. Gene Ontology annotation, cellular component: prefoldin complex; cytoplasm. Gene Ontology annotation, biological process: protein folding. The transcript has a single exon. The coding region runs from base 1 to 393 and encodes 130 amino acids. The record is from RefSeq and is a predicted model, not a curated record. NCBI's taxonomy places the organism in Eukaryota, Metazoa, Chordata, Mammalia, Chiroptera, Phyllostomidae.